UACAAAAUUUACAGAAGAAGAAGAAGAAAAGCUUAAGAACUAACAUUCAUGAAAAUGGCUUUACGGGUCUCUGUUAUCGUUUCCAACGUUACACUUCUCUUCUUACUCUACCUUUUGAUUUACUCCAGUAUUCUUGUAAGAAGGAUGAUGAGGCUAAGAGAAACUAGGGAGAACUUUGAUAGCUAUCUGAACGAAACCCAUUUAGAUCGUAUAUUUGUGAAAUCAUUACAAGAGAAAACAGAGUACAAAGCUCCAUUGAGAAAUUCCAACAAUGGGGGAACUGAAAUGCUUGAAUCUCGGAAUCAAAGUCAAUUUAAUCUCGUCUUCUUGGCAUCAGCUAAUCCAUAUCAACCUGCAAACGGCACUACGUUUGAAGCACGGAGAAAAUCCAACUUGGAUGUUCGUCUGAAUUACACUCCAGUUCAUCUCAUCUAUAGGGCUUAUGCUGAUGUUGAUGUAGAUAAGGUCCGCCGCAGAAGGUUUAUGAGAGGGAUUAGCAUCGUCAAUUGGAGUCUUGUUCUCAUCACUUUCAUCUUAAUCGUGCUUCUUGCCUGCUUCUUAUUCAAUUAUAUAUGCUAGAUAACAAUUUUGAUGCAUCGUGAAAUGGAGUUAGAAGUUGAAGAAAUGAUGAAUACUCAAGUCAAAUUGGAUUGAAUUUUAGAUACGUAUUUCUGUACUGAGAAACAUAUAUCAUUCAAACAGAGUCUUGUUAUUCAUUCAAAUGAAAAAUGAGUGU
Solanum pennellii is the source of this 736-nucleotide messenger RNA. RefSeq lists its product as uncharacterized. Bases 49 to 579 code for a protein of 176 amino acids. Lineage: Eukaryota; Viridiplantae; Streptophyta; Magnoliopsida; Solanales; Solanaceae. The transcript has 3 exons. The record is from RefSeq and is a predicted model, not a curated record.